AUGUGGCCAAAGAAGAGUGAACAAUGGCGAAGUGCCUGGGGCUAUGAUUUUGAGUGGACCCCUGAACACCUUACUGAGGAGCAGGUGCGACCCUUGAUAUUCAGUUAUGACACGCUUGCUAGCGAGUGCCUAGAGCGUCUAGAUCAGUUGUCGCCCCAGCCGAUACGCACGCAGCCCAAGAGAGCCUCGGGAACUGCUGGCGACGCGGAAGGUGAGGAUGGGAAACAUCCCAAUCUGUAUGAGCUACUCGAACGUCAUAAGGGCGACGAUGAGAGCCUCCAGACGCUAUGGCAGGAGGUCAACACCGUUCCCGAAUGGGUUGAUUGGCACCAGAUCGAGCGAGGCCAGAGGGUAUUUUACCGGUAUGCGGGACCUACCAUCAUAGCCCUCACCUUCCAAUCCCUCCUGGGCGGCAUGGGUGGUCGGCGAGUUGUCGAGACACUGUCCCGGACUGGCGGGUUCGGGAUAAAGGUCGCUCGACGGCGGCUCUUGGAAACCUUCCAGCACCUCCUUGAAGUAACUCGGGACAUCGACUCGAUCAAGCCCGGCGGCGGGGGGUUUGCCUCGUCCAUCAAGGUCCGCUUUCUCCACGCAUCGGUCCGCAGGCGGAUCAUACAGCUCGCCCAGCAGAAGCCCGAAUACUACGACGUCAACCAAUACGGCGUCCCCAUCAACGACCUCGACAGCAUCGCCACCAUCAUCUCCUUCUCAGCCACGCUGAUCUGGAUUGGCUUCCCCCGACAGGGCAUAUACCUCCGGGAGCAGGAAGCCGCCGACUACAUCGCCCUGUGGCGCUGGGUGGCGCACCUUCUCGGCACGCCCACCGACCCCUUCUCCACCCCAGCCCGGGCCAAGGCCAUGAUGGAAUCCCUCCUGACCACCGAGAUCCACCCAACCGAGACCUCCCGCAUCCUAGCCAACAACAUCAUCGCCAGCCUGCAGGACCGACCGCCCACUUACGCCAGCGCCGCCUUCCUCCAGGCCGAGGCGCACUGGCUCAACGGGCACGCCCUCGCCGACGCCCUGGCCGUGCCGCGCCCGCCCCACCACCACACCGCCCUCGUCGCGGGCCAGUGCCUCUUCUUCAUGGCGACCUGCUACCUGCGCCGCUGCGUGCCGGCCUGGGACGACGCCGCCAUCGCACGCUUCCGCCUCCGCCUCCGCCGCGUCGUCGCCGAUAUGGCCGACGGCGGCGCCGUGGGGGACGCUGCGCACGAGUUUAGGUACGUGCCCGCCUUCGGCCUGACGACGACCCGUGGGGGCGGCGAGGCGGAGGAUGGUGAGGAGGGGGCGGGGGCGGGGAGGGGGAAGGGCGUCGAGAUGCGGAACCUCGGGGCGCUGCUGGUGGGCGCCGGCGUUGGGGGGAUGUUGGCUUGGAUUGGCGUGAGGAGCGCCUUGAGCAUGCUGUGGAGGUUCUAA
This is a messenger RNA of Phialemonium atrogriseum, 1419 nucleotides long. RefSeq names its product tat pathway signal sequence. The coding region runs from base 1 to 1419 and encodes 472 amino acids. Lineage: Eukaryota; Fungi; Ascomycota; Sordariomycetes; Cephalothecales; Cephalothecaceae. The record is from RefSeq and is a predicted model, not a curated record. The transcript has a single exon. Gene Ontology annotation, molecular function: oxidoreductase activity.